GUUUGCUCCCGGAGCCCAGCCGCACGCCCACGUCAGGGACGCCCGCUGUGGACACCCCAAAUCAGACACGUGAGCGGCUCCCUCCCGCUGCUCCGGUCACGGUCUGCGGCCACAGCUCGGGGUGGUUUGGACGAUGGCAACGAAGACGACGUCACGUGACCAAUUCCAGGUAUCGCCCCGUCACAUUCUCCACCUUCAUCCUCCUCCAGGUCCCAGCAGUCUGUCGUUCAGGAGUCACACGUGUGGAGAACUGAGAUCGGACCACGUGGGAGAGGAGGUGUCUCUGUGUGGCUGGGUCCAGUACCUCAGGCAGGACCUGUUUGUCAUCCUGAGAGAUUUCAGCGGAUUGGUCCAAGUUCUGAUUCCUCAGGAAGAAUCCGCGUGCCAUUUGAAAGCAGCGCUGUGCGAUCUCCCAGCCGAGUCUGUCGUCAAGGUUACGGGGACAGUCAGAAGACGUCCCACGGGCCAGGAGAACAAGGCGAUGCCGACAGGAGACAUAGAGAUCCUGGCUGAUAGUGUGGAGGUUUUCAAUGUGAGCCGGAAGCUGCCUUUUGAGAUCAAAGACUUUGUCAAAAAAUCGGAGUCAUUGCGGAUGCAGUAUCGCUACCUGGACCUGAGGUCCUCUCAGAUGCAGAAGAACCUCAGACUGAGGUCUCAGCUGGUGAUGAAGAUGAGAGAAUACCUCUGUAAUGUGCACGGUUUUGUCGACGUGGAAACUCCUACCUUGUUUAAAAGAACACCCGGGGGAGCCAAAGAGUUCGUGGUUCCGUCCAGAGAACCGGGCCGGUUUUACUCGCUGCCCCAGAGCCCCCAGCAGUUCAAGCAGCUUCUCAUGGUGGCGGGGAUCGACAGGUACUUCCAGAUGGCUCGGUGCUACCGAGAUGAAGGCUCCAAGCCGGACCGGCAGCCAGAGUUCACCCAGGUAGACAUAGAGAUGUCUUUUGUGGACCAGGCUGGCAUCCUGUCCCUGGUGGAGGGUCUCGUACAGUACUCCUGGCCCGCAGAGAAAGGUGCCGUUAUGGCUCCUUUCCCGACUAUGACGUAUGAAGAGGCCAUGAGGGACUACGGCGUGGACAAGCCCGACACCAGAUUCAGCAUGACGCUCAUCGACCUCUGUCAGGUUUUCUUGUCCACGGAAAUUGACGUUCUCAGAUCAGCUCUCAGCCAACCGGGAGGCUCCGUCCAGGCCAUCUGUGUCCCCAGCGGAGCGAAGCUGUUUGCUGGGAAGGAUUUGGAAGAACUGAAGCAAACAGCCAAGACUCAGUUCGGCCAGGGGCUCAGCGUGGUGCUGGUCAAGCCGGACGGGACGUUGAGGUCUCCUCUGAAGAAGCUGUUGUCCGUCUCGGACACAGACGAGCUGCUGCGGAGGACCGGAGCCAAAGCAGGAGACCUGCUGCUGAUGGCAGCCGGGUCCCUCCACAGUGUGCGCCCGUUGCUGGGUAACCUGCGUCUGCGCUGUGCGGAGCUGCUGGAGUCACGCGGCGUGUCGGUCCGCGAUCCCUCGGCUUUCCACUUCCUGUGGGUUUUGGACUUCCCCCUCUUCUUGCCCAAAGAAGAGGCGCCGGAUCAGCUGGAGUCAGCCCAUCAUCCAUUUACUGCCCCGGUGGCCGAGGACACGCCGCUGCUCUACACGCAGCCUCAGAAGGUACGUGGUCAGCACUACGACCUGGUGUUGAACGGCUGUGAGAUUGGAGGAGGAUCCAUCCGCAUCCACAAGGCCUCGGAGCAGCUUUACGUUCUCAAGAGCGUCCUGAAGGAGGACCCCGGUCUCCUGUCUCACCUGCUGGAGGCUCUGGACUCUGGAGCGCCGCCACAUGGGGGCAUUGCUCUGGGUUUGGACCGACUGGUCUCCAUCCUGGUCGGCGCGCCCAGCAUCCGCGACGUCAUCGCCUUCCCCAAGUCAUUCCGGGGUCACGACCUUAUGAGCUGCGCCCCGGACUUUGUGUCUGAGGAGGAGCUCCAGUCUUACCACAUCGCUGUCAAAUGGCCGGUGGACAAGGAGGGAAAUGAAGAGGGGAAAUGAAGAUGUAAAGAAGUGACAUCAGAGGAAGGGGAGAUGCCUGCUCAGGAGGAGGAGGAGGAGGAAGAGGAGAUGAGAGAACAAGGAGACAACCAGCUGUUAAGACCUGGGGAGGAGGAGGAGGAGGAGACUGCAUGUCAGUACUGAAACUUGUACAGUACUGAAGAUGUGGAACUGUGAGACAUUAAGUGGCUGAACAAAGAUGAUUGCAGGUCUCUUUAGGGCAGACUGAUAUGUUGGUUUAUAAAGACCAACGCUAACUAUAACCCGUCUUUAUCAACAUAAAGUUUUCCAUGAACUUCCUCGGUGUCUCAACGUGCGGCCGUGACUCUAAGAAGCUGUUUGUUUUGUAUCAGUUUGUGUCAAAGAUGUGGCUUCAGAAACGUUGAGAGAGACCUGGAUUAUUACAAUCAGCCAGUGCCGCUUACUACUAUAAUAAUAAUACUUUUUCAGGGUAAAACACGUUUGCACAGCUCAGUGGACAAAUAAUAUUGGGCUUUUCUAACGUAUGUGUUCCACUGAGUGUCACAUUGUUCUUCCGCUCCCUGUAUCGCUCACACACACACACACACACCAAAACACACCAACGCCAUAAAGACGCUCCACAAUGACAGUCCAGUACAAAACCAGACAAAGCAAAGUAAGAUAAGAGAAAAUAGACACUAAUAAAAAGACACUCUUCCCAGAACAGUUUUUACGUCAGCCUCACACUGAAAACACUUCUAUACAUUACAUUACAUCUAUACAUUAUUUGGUUAAACACACCAAUCAGGUGUGUUUAAGCACCAGGAGAUGCAGCGGGUGAGCUGAAGGAGAAGAGUGAGGGUGAAGGGGGAUCCACAGAGAUGGAGGAAGACAUGAAGCUCAAAGAAGAAGAGAAACAAAUGUAACUAAUGAAAUCCACACAACUCUUGUGGACCAUUUUGUCAACCAUGGAUUGACACUGAGGGAGUCUGGACUGAGUUCAUCCAAGCAGAUACACAGUGGCAUCUGUCAUAAGGAUAUUUAGACCGAAAACAGCUAAGACAAACCGUUUACGGACGUUUUAUUGUAUGCACCAUAUGAACCCUUUUGAUACCCAUUCCUUUGACAUUUUACAGUGUAUUUUGUUCUACAUCAGGCUGCGAACGACAAGGAAGGGCGUCCAUUUUAACACAACAGCAUCUUUAACCAACUCUCCUCCUAUCUCCACUGUAACAACCUCCUUGACCCCCACCAGUCAGGCUUCAAGGCCUUUCCACAGAGACUGCUCUCCUCGCUGUCUCAGAGCAACGCCACACUGCUAGAGCCGCCCCUCUCUCCUCUGUCCUCAUCCUCCUGGACCUCUCUGCUGCAUUUCACACGGUCAACCACCAGAUCCUUAUUUCCUCCCUUCAGGAACUUGGUGUCUCAGGCUCUUCUCUCCCUUUUCUCGUCCUACCUCGACGGCCGCACCUACCGGGUAACCUGGAGAGGAUCUGUGUCAGAACCAUGUCCUCUUACUACUGCAAUGCAAACAUUGUCCCCUGAGUACAGGGAGGUUGAGCCGUGUCUUAGAGUACAGCAACACAAUAAACACACACUAAUCCUGUUUAAACUGCA
Molecule: messenger RNA, 3601 nt
Organism: Gasterosteus aculeatus aculeatus (three-spined stickleback)
Lineage: Eukaryota; Metazoa; Chordata; Actinopteri; Perciformes; Gasterosteidae
Gene: dars2
Product: aspartyl-tRNA synthetase 2, mitochondrial
Biological process (GO): aspartyl-tRNA aminoacylation
Cellular component (GO): mitochondrion; cytoplasm
Molecular function (GO): aspartate-tRNA ligase activity; nucleic acid binding; ATP binding
Source: RefSeq, a predicted model, not a curated record